Molecule: messenger RNA, 5431 nt
Organism: Trichomycterus rosablanca
Lineage: Eukaryota; Metazoa; Chordata; Actinopteri; Siluriformes; Trichomycteridae
Gene: slc30a1a
Product: solute carrier family 30 member 1a
Exons: 2
Coding region: 204-1649 (481 amino acids)
Biological process (GO): zinc ion transmembrane transport; detoxification of zinc ion; intracellular zinc ion homeostasis
Cellular component (GO): endoplasmic reticulum; Golgi apparatus; membrane
Molecular function (GO): zinc ion transmembrane transporter activity; calcium channel inhibitor activity
Source: RefSeq, a predicted model, not a curated record
UCUUAUCUGGAGCGACGCCCGCCUGAGAGAGACUCGAUCCCGAGACAGAGAGCUCGACUGGGCCGCUGAGCCGGAGGGAGCGCAGAUCGAUGGGGAGCGGCCGUUAGUCGGGGAUCGGGUUGGUAGUAUUGUUGUGGUGUUUUGGUCGGAGGACGGUGAGCACGGUUGCGGGGGGAGCGGAGCAGAGCGAACACAGAGGAACCAUGGCGUGCGAGCCGAACCGCGCCCGGCUGCUGUGCAUGCUCGGACUGACGUUCAGCUUCUUCUUGGUGGAGGUGGUGGUGAGCCGGCUCACGGCCAGCCUCGCCAUGCUCUCCGACUCCUUCCACAUGCUCUCUGACGUCAUGGCGCUGGUGGUGGCCCUGGUGGCGGUGCGCUUCGCCGCGCGCACCCGCUCCACCAACAAGAACACGUUCGGCUGGGUGCGCGCCGAGGUGAUGGGCGCGCUCGUCAACGCCGUCUUCCUGAGCGCGCUCUGCUUCAGCGUGGUGCUCGAGGCCAUCACGCGCUUCACCGAGCCGCACGAGAUCGACAACCCGGCCGUGCUGAUCGGCGUCGGCGUGGCCGGGCUCGCCAUCAACCUGCUCGGCCUGUGCCUCUUCCGCGAGCACGCGCACGGCCACGCGCACGGCAAGAGCAAGAAGAACAAGGGCAAGGGGGGCGCGCACGCCGAGGAGACCAACAACCUGGUCCCCGAUCACGUGGCCGCCAGCCCCAACGGCGUGAACGCGCACCGGGGCAGCUCCUCAGACUGUACGGCGGUGCAGCUGAACGGCGAGCUGGACCAAGAGCACGGGCACGACGAUGACGGCGACGACGACUCCGCGGCGUCGCAGCUCAACAUGCGCGGCGUCUUCCUCCACGUCCUGGGCGACGCCCUGGGCUCGGUCAUCGUGGUGGUCAACGCCCUCAUCUUCACGUUCAUGUGGCAGCCGUGCGAGCCGGGCACACCGUGCACCAACCCCUGCGUGGCCGACGCCCACUGCGUGGACCACCAGCACGUCAACCGCACGCUGGUGAGCCUGGGCGAGGCCGGCGGCGCCAACUCCAGCACCGGCGCGGUGCUGUCGGCCGGGCCGUGCUGGGUGCUGUACCUGGACCCCACGCUGUGCAUCAUCAUGGUGUGCAUCCUGCUCUACACCACCUACCCGCUGCUGAAGGAGUCCGGACUCAUCCUGCUGCAGACGGUGCCCAAGCAGAUCGACGUGACCGACCUGAGCGCCCGCCUGCGCCAGAUCGACGGCGUCCUCGCCGUCCACGACCUGCACAUCUGGCAGCUCGCCGGCAGCCGGAUCAUCGCCACGGCGCACAUCAAGUGCCACGACCCCGCCUCCUACAUGGGCGUGGCCAAGCGCCUCAAGGCCUUCUUUCACAACGAGGGGAUCCACGCCACCACCAUCCAGCCCGAGUUCGUCAUGGUCAGCUCGGAGUCCCACGCCUCCCUGUGCGAGCUGUCCUGCCGCACCCAGUGCGCCGCCAAGCUCUGCUGCCAGAACCCCAAAUCGCCCGACGCGCCCGCCGAGACCAAGGGCCACUCGGAACCCCCCAGCGUCGCCAUCGUCGCCACCCCCGGCCUGGAGGUUAUCGACGAGUCCCUGGAGAGCGAAGAGGUGCUGGGUGUCUCCUCGGAGGCGGAGUCUUCUUUAUAGAAGGACAUAUAGGGUACGUUACGAAAUAAAUAAAGGACAGAAUUUAGAACGAGACAAACAUUUAGGACUCAAACCGGACGAUACAGAGCAUCGUUUGCUGCAAACAAACACUGGAUUAGCUCGGAUUUACCGCAUCCGCCGUCCGAUCGAAUUAAAGUACCAAGAGAUUAUUGAUGAGCGUCCGAGAGGACCGAACUGUCCGAAAAAAGGAAAACGAAGACCUGAAUGGGAUUUGGUGCACAUUCCGGUGCAGUCGGGUACAAACUAUGAGGACGUUACCCGCAAGUCUUGGAUCCGAUUGGCACCACUAACUGGUAGGAGCGCGAAACUGUUCCCCCGAAACGCUGGACUGGAUCGGAUUUCUCUCUAUUCCCACACGAGAAAAUCACACACACACACACACACACACACACGGAUGGAUAUCGGACUGUAACCACACUGGAUCGUAUCAGAUCAGCUCUCGGGCGUCUGAUCCCGAACGUUCAGGACAGGACCAGUAUCGCUCCGAUGUGCCGGAUCGGAUCAGGACAAAAAGAUGUGCCGCAUGCAUUUUACCUUCCUGCUGUUUUGUAUCGUGCUGUGACGGGCGCCGGCGCUGCGCCAUUAGGACGUGGUGCAGUUCAGGCGCCCGCGUCAGGUUUGACGUUCGCUUCGAUCUGCUCGCAAAUUUUAAAUUAAAAAGCCGAAAUUGGGGCUAAAUCCACUUUUAUUAGGUUUUUAAAAUAAAUAAAUAUCUGUAGAUAAGAUAAUACUACGCUCACCACUGCCAGGUUGUCGUCGUCGGGCCCUUGAGAAAGGCCCUUUCUUGGUUGCUUUGGAUAAACGUGUCCGCAAAAUUCCAUGAACGAAAACAGAAAUUUCCUGACACCAGGGCAGCAGUAGCUUAGUAGUUAAGGUAGGACUGGUAUUUAGAAGGUUGCCAGUUUAAGCCCCACCCCUUCCAAGCUGGCACUGUUUGGCCCUGGAGCAAGGCCCCUGAAUUGCUUGAAUUUAAAUCAGUAAUAAUAGAUAGAGGCGUCCACUAAAUGCCGCGAAUAUGGUGUGGGCGGUGCAGCGGUGAAAUACACAAACUCUAUACAGACCCACAAUCCAGGGUCCGAAUCUUAGCGGCGCUAUCGGCCAACCGGGCGCCUAAAAAAGCUUGGACUGGUCAGUACUGCUACCGCGCCUGCUGCAUGUGUGAGUCGCUGCUCUUCAUGCGUGUGCGUGAACACGCCAAAGCUUACCAAGCCCGCCCCUCUUCAACUCAUGAACCCAGUACACCAUCACCAGAUCUCGAUUCAGAUCCAAAACCAGAUUCUGAUCCAAAACCAAAUUCUGAUUCUGAACCAGAUCCAAAACCAGUCCAGAUUCUGAUCCAGAUCCAAAACCACAUUCUGAUUCUGAACCAGAUCCAAAACCUGAUCCAGAUUCAGAUUCUGAUCCAGAUCCAAAACCAGAUCCAGAUUCUGAUUCUGAACCAGAUCCAAAACCUGAUUCAGAUUCAGAUUCUGAUCCAAAACCAGAUCCAGAUUCAGAUUCUGAUUCAGAUCCAAACCUGAUCCAGAUUCUGAUCCAGAUUCUGAUUCUGAACCAGAUCCAAAACCAGAUCCAGAUAAAAAACCAGAUCCAGAUUUUGUUCCAGAUCCAGGUUCUGAUCCAGAUCCAAAAGCAGAUGCCAAACCAGAUCCAAAACCAGAUCCAGAUUCUAAACCAGAUCCAGAUUAUGAUCCAGAUCCAAAACCAGAUCCAUAUUUAGAUUCUAAACCAGAUCUAAAAUCAGAUCCAGAGUCUGUUCCAGAUCCAGAUUCUGAUCCAGAUCCAAAACCAGAUCCACCUGCUGGUUUCAGUCUGAAGCCUGGACUCUUUAUAUUCCGUGACUGUUGUUCUGGAACGUUCCUGUGACUGAUUGGAUGCGUGUGUUUAAUUUAUUAGUGAUUAGUUUAUUAGUAUCGAUCCCUUUUUUGAUGAAUUCUAUUCCGAUUUGCUUUAUUAAACGUGAUCCUGUUGUUGAAGGUGAACUUUGCUGUACUCGUGCUGCUGACGCUGGAUUUGUAUCUUUAUUUUUACACUUUCACUUCAGUACCGGGAGCCUUUACACCGCGUGACGUGUCAUUCUGUGAUGAUUUUUUUUUUUGUCAGAUGAUCCUGAGUCAGCGGCUGAACUGUGCUGGAGGGUUCACUGAUUUAAUCCUCACUGUGUGAAAGAGGGACCAAAUUUUAAAGAUUUUAGUUUUUAGGAUGAAUUAAAUCUCACCACGGCUCUGGAUAAACGUCCUUUUAUUUGUACACUGUGCCCUCUCGGGCGUGGCCCAAACCAGGUUCUGGGACUGGUGGGGGUCUGGUUUGGUUUAAAAAAAACAAAAAAAAACCUUAUUAUUGUUUUCAAAUCAUGCUUUAAAACCUAUAUUAUACACUAUAUGAGCAAAAGUAUUGGGACGCCCCUUGUAAUUAUUAAAUGUAUGCAUUUCAGCCACAACAGUUGCUAAAAGGUGUAAUAAAUCUGUGAUAUAAAGAAAAUUCUAUGCUCCCAACUUGGCAGCAACAGUUUAGGGAAGGCCCUUUCCUGUACAUAAAGCCAUGAAAUAAAGCUUUCUGCACAGAGCCCUGACCUCAGCCCCACUCAACAGCUCUGGGAUAAACUGGAACACCAAUUGAUCAAUCAGCAACAGUACAAAAACGUAUGUGUAAUACGGUACGGGCACAAAUUCCCACAAACACACUUCAAAGUCUUGUGAGAAGCUUCCCAGAAGAGUGGCUGUUGUUCCAGCUGAAAAGAUCACACAGACUUUGUAUUUAAAACUGAAUUUGUGACAAGCUCGUGAUCAGGCGUCCGUAUACUUUUGGUCAUAUAGUGUAUUUUGGAUGUAUCCCAGUCCACAUCUUACUGGGAAAUGUCGGAAUUUGGGAGUUGAGAUGCCAGCGUGAGUGGUGGAGAAACAUGGUAAGAAAUCACGCCUGGCUGGUGACCGGACACCCGGCACAGGGGGCAGCUGCUAGUCUACGGCCCUACGGCCAGCGUGUCACCGUUCUGAGCGAUGGAGGAAUUGGAAAUGACUAAAUUGGAAGAAAAACAUGGGAGGUGAGAAACGGGGUGGGGUUAAACCCACUUCUGUAUCCUGCUGUGGUUUUUAGUUCAGAUUUUGUUUUUGUAGUGUGGUGCAGAUCUGAGCUCUGAGGUUCGUUCUCGCACGCCGCGUUGCUUGAGCGGGUCUCGGAUGGCGCACCAGCGCAUCAUUUUAGCUCCGCGUGAUGUUUUACUCCAACGCUCCGGUCACAUAUGAGCUGUGAAUGUAUCUGUGAGCUGUACGGACAAAAGUAUUGGGACACGCCUUCUUAUUAUUGGAUUUGACCAGGCAUAAUAAAUCAAUUACAGAAAGAAAAUUCUGUGCUUUCACCAGUUUAGGGAAGGCCCUUUCCUUGUGCGCAAAGCAAGCUCUAUAAAGACGUAAAGAAACUCCAGUGGCCUGCACAGAGCCCUGAUCUCAGCCCCACUCAACAAUUCUGAAGUGAAUCAGAACCUGAGGCUUUCUCUACCAAAAUCAGUGGCAAGCUCAUAUUCAGGUGUCCGAACACUUUUGGCCGUAUAGUAUAUGACAGGAUUUCUGUACUUUAAUAAUCUGCUUGUUCGCCUCGUUCACGGGUGCAUUUUUACCCUCCUGUGUUUUUGUUUCUUUACUCUGAUCGAUGCACAUCCAGCCUCGGCGUUCUCUCUCUGUACCGGAGCGCUGACGUCACCAGCUCGGCUGUUUUCUAUCUCUCGGUGUUGCUGUGAAAUAAACAUGGCUGUUCUAUAUCACGUC